Messenger RNA from Anopheles moucheti, 5330 nucleotides. RefSeq names its product patj homolog (gene Patj). The coding region runs from base 154 to 3075 and encodes 973 amino acids. Lineage: Eukaryota; Metazoa; Arthropoda; Insecta; Diptera; Culicidae. Gene Ontology annotation, molecular function: protein binding. The transcript is spliced from 3 exons. The record is from RefSeq and is a predicted model, not a curated record.
UGCAGCGCAACAUAGUAAAUUGUAACAAAAGAGCUUUCUUACGGCAUUUGUGGCAAGUUCGGUUUUAUUUGAAUGCACGAGUGCAUUUUGCUCUGUUCGUGUCGGUAGCGUGUGUUGAGCCCUGUGAGUGUUUUCUAGUGGCCGUGUGGGUGCAUGCAUGCGAACGCCAAGAUGCAUCUCUCCAGCGAUGUCUCGAAUGCGCUGAAGCACAUCGAAAUCAUCAAGCAGACGGUCGAGGAGAUGGAGCCCAACAAGCUGCAGCUCAAUGUAAGCGACGACCUGAAGCUGGUGCUCGAUCUGCUGCAGGAUCCGGUAUUUCGCAACAUCGUCCAAAUCCAGGACUCAUUGGCGGAAUUGAACCAUCAGAUCACGCAGCACCCCUCGAUACUUCCGGGCGACUUCGAUAUUGCGAACAGUGGCGAACUGGUGCUGAGUGUCCCACCCGGUACGGAUUUGUUCGAGGCGGACUACCAGGAUGAGCAGCGGGUCCCAUCGGCCCAGAUCUCUCCCGGUAGUCCCGGUCCGGGUGGUAUGCUGGUUGUUACCGGACAGCCGAAACUGAAUCUACUCGACCAUGCCCAGCUCCAGGCGACUGGAGGUGGUUCAAUGGGCCAGACGGGUGUUACGCCCGUACCACAACACCUGCAGCAACAGCCCCUGGAUGCGCAACAGUUGCUGAAUGCGUCAAUGCAGCUGACCAACGACACGUCGCUGUUCGAGGUGCCUUCGAUUGUUCAAGACCACCAUCACAAGCUUCAGCCGGAGCAGACAGAUCAGCAUCCACUCGGAGGGCCGUUUAACGAUUCUCCCAAAUCGGUACCGGAAACGAUCGUUGCUGGCGGUUCUCCAGCUGACUGGUCCCGCAUACUCGACAUCGAGCUAGUAAACGAUGGGACCGGACUGGGUUUCGGUAUUAUAGGCGCCCGUACAACAGGUGUCACGGUAAAAACGAUUCUGGCGGGUGGGGUGGCAGAUCGCGAUGGAAGGCUGAAGAGUGGCGAUCAAAUCCUCCAGAUCGGUGACGUUAACCUGCACGAGAUGGUUUCGGAACAAGUUGCCUCCGUUUUGCGACAGUCCGGUACGCAUGUACAGCUCGUAGUGGCACGACCGAUCGAUCCGGCAACGGUGGGAACAACCGAGUACGAUCAUUCCGCUAUCGUACCAACGGUGCUAUUGGCAAACCCGCUGAAACUGAAACAGUAUCUAGCGGAUUCCGGGUUCGGCGAUAUCUACGGUGUGUACUCCAUCGCAAACCUCGACAGCCCGGGGUUGGACAAUCCGUUCGGCAAGGAAAGCCCACUGCCAGACUUCCCCGAGACGGAGGUGUUUACGGUGGAGUUGCGAAAGGAUCAGAACGGGUUGGGCAUCACGAUUGCAGGGUACGUUUGCGAGAAGGAGGAACUGUCCGGUAUAUUCGUGAAAAGUGUUUCACCGGGCAGUGCGGCCGAUCUGAGUGGCAAGAUACAAGUGAACGACCGUAUUAUCGAGGUGGACGGUCAGUCACUGCACGGUUUCUCCAACCAUCAAGCGGUAGAUGUGCUGAAACAGAGCGGUCACGUAGUUAAGCUGUGCCUGGAGAGGUAUCUGCGUGGCCCGAAGUACGACCAGCUGCAGCAGGCAAUCGCAGCCAACGAGAUGAAACCUCCAACACCAGCCACACCACCGCCACCACUCGGUCCAACCGAUCUGUCCAAGUAUGGUAGCAACAUACUGGACAUCUUGCCUCCGCAAGCACUGCAACGCACUCAGGGAAAGGAACUGGAUGGGCCGGGUGAGAUUGAGGACGAGCUAGAUGAUAGCGAUGUAGUCGGGAUGGGUGGAGACGCAUCCAUCGUACACGUGGCCGGACACAAGAAAUUGUCCCGGGCGAAAGAUUCGAUCGAUACGCAAGAAUAUCGAGAAAAAAUCAAGGAGGCCACAAUCAUUGCUGAGGCAGGUGCGUUGGAAGACAGCGCUCUCAUGGACGCUACCAAUCCGGUGGCAAUUGCACGACACCAUCAGAGUACUGCAAAGUUGCGUAGUUCGCUAAAGGGCGCUACCACCGUGGAGGAAGUCUCCCCGGACCAGGAUCCCGACACGACGUACAUCGUGAAGAAGUGGACCAACAUACUUGGCCCGGAGGUUCAGAUAAUUGUGGCGAAUAUUCGCAAAUUCGCUGCAUCGAGUGGGCUCGGAAUCUCUCUCGAGGGAACGGUGGAUGUGGAGGGUGGGAAGGAAGUUCGUCCACAUCACUACAUUCGUUCGAUCUUACCGGAAGGUCCGGUAGGACAGAAUGGGCUGUUGCGUUCGGGUGAUGAGUUGCUUGAGGUUAACGGUCAACGCUUGCUCGGAAUGAAUCAUCUUAAAGUGGUGUCGAUCCUGAAGGAGUUGCCACAGGAUGUGUGCAUGGUGUGCGCUCGAGGUGAUCCAGAUCUGUUGCGAUUUACCGAGGAGCAACUGAUCAGCUCGCUGGAGGCAGAUGUGGCCAAACGCAACACUCAGCAUCAUCACCCGCAGUUGCACGGAAGUCUAACGCCGUCGGAACGAUUGGUGAAAGCAAAAUCGGACGGCAGUUUGGCCACUACUAAUGGUACGGGGAUGGGCGGUGGACCCGGCGGUGUCGGUGUGGGCGAUGGAUUUUCCAAGAUCAAAUCACGCAGCCUCGAACCGCUCACUGGGCUAGCAAUGUGGAGCUCGGAGCCACAGAUCAUCGAGCUGAUCAAGGGAGAGCGUGGGCUCGGGUUCUCCAUACUCGACUAUCAGGAUCCGCUCGAUCCGAACGAUACACUGAUCGUUAUCCGAUCGCUCGUCCCCGGCGGUGUGGCCCAGCUCGAUGGGAGACUUAUUCCCGGCGAUCGUUUGCUGUUCGUCAACGAUACGAUCCUAGAGAACGCUUCACUCGAUCAAGCGGUACAGGCAUUGAAAGGCGCCCCGAAGGGUGUAGUGCGUAUCGGUGUUGCCAAACCACUUCCCAUGCAGGACUCGUCACUCGCGGCACCACCGUUCGACGAGAAGAGUGUAGCGGACAGCAAUGGGGCCGGUUCCGGUAGCGGUAAGAUGUUGUCGCUGGCCAAACCGGAUAUAAUAAUGGAAUGAGGAUGUUUAGUCAUAAGCAGAAAUGAAUAUGAGCGCUUUUCGGAGCUGUACCUCCGGUUGGACGCCCUGCUUGAGUUGAUUGACGGUGCGACCCAUGCCGAACGGUUUGUCGUUUAGUUCGGUCCCGGUUGUAACACCGUCUCUGCCUCCCAAUACCACCACCGCCACCACGACCACCGCAAAUCGCUAUCAGCACCUUCCUGUGUGAAGGAAACGCAAGGCAACGGCGAACGAAGCAAGACCGCUACCUACCAUCACCAAACCUUUCCCGAAAGCUUUUCUACUAAAUAAUUCCGCCCCAAUGUAUGCGCUUUGCUUUGGAUUAUUUAUGGUUUUUUUUUUCGUUUGACGACGCAUUUCCGUUUGUCGUGUCCCGGAACAGUGCUCAUAUUUCGAGCUACCGGUAAUCCGUCUUCCAUUACAAAAAAAACUCUUGUUUUGUAAAGAGAUAGAUCUCUUACACUUCCACCCCUCCCAUUGACAUCGUUCUAGUGUAGUAUUGGUUCAUUCCUCAUUACGCAUCAAACCAUCCUCGAUCCCGGAUAACUUCCCCCGCACAGUCCGACCGCACAUUUGCACCCAAGAAAGCCAAAAAGAAGAGAAAAAAAUCAUAAGAAGAGAACAACGCAAUGGCAUUAUAUUUAAAGUUGUUAAUAUAGAACAAUGUUCAGCAUACAAGCAAAACAAAAGACGACUCAUAAAGCAAACGUCAUCAUAUUUUCUCACUCAAUACAAUUGCACACGAAUAUCCGGAAUGCCAAAAACACGCGCACCCACCAAAAGAAAAAAAAUAUUGAAGGGAAGAGAACAAAGGUACUUAAGAAAUACUUGCACCAUAUUAAGAACAUACACACACAGCUUUCACUAAGGUGCACCCAACUUCUGUCGUUUGAUCUUGUCGUUAUUGCACUUUGCACUCAAAAAAGAAGGAAUUAACUCUCCCAGUUUCGUUGAGUUCUAUCUAUCUACAUCCUUUCAAACCAAAUGUCGUUGUCAGUAAUGGCAUCUAUUGGGAGGGAUUUCAAUUUAGUUAAUUGUUUUAGAAAAAUGUACGCACCCGACAGGUAUUGGCGUACUAAUUAGCUUAAUUGUUUUAGCAUAAUUUAUGCAAUUUGUUUUAUACUACUAUGUACUUAUUCGUUUGUGAAGAAGGCAACGACAAAGAAAGGCUUUGUUUAGAAUUAUACUUUGGUUUUACUACACACAAAAUGCAACUAUACUCACGUGCACAUAAAGAUGCACCUCUCAGAAAAAAAACACUCAUGAAUAUACCCAUGGCUAUCACACUUCACGUAGUGCACCCCAUAAUCAAAACAAAACUAGCGUGUAGAGUCGAAUAACUCACCUUAUCAUCUGUAUUAUUUGAUCUAAAGUGCAUACUCUCACUCACCUUUCUAUCAUUACUUUGUUUGGUAAGGUUACACGUUUUCUAAGUAUUAAAUUGCUAUAAUGCCAGAUAAAGCUUCAAGCGUGCGUCUGCUUGUGCUUGAGGUGCUGACAAUUUACUUCGUGCGUUUUAUAAUUGGACCUCGACCUAAUCGUACUUACAUUCUCUACAUUGAGUUGAUCAACAAAACAAAAAUGAAACAAUUGUCCUUUACCAUUUACUUACUUUCCUAAACAACUAAACAAUCUUCUCGCUCGUACUCGCGCGAUCUUACGCAAGCAAGAAUGCAGAACAGAAAAGCUAAUGGUGGAUUAUUGAUUUCUGACUUAUGACGUUAAUUGGAAGAUAAUAAGAACAAAAAACAACAUGAAAGAGAAUGAAAAAAGAAAUACAAGUGGAAAAAAAACACCACUUUGUAAAACAAACAUGCGUUAACGGAAAAUGCAGAUAACGGAAGCAAAGAAGCACGGGAAUAAAUGCAAAUAGGAAAAUAUAAGUAGCAGAACAUAGAAGAACUAACACACCAUACAAAGCAAGCAUUGAAUGGUAUGAAAUAGCAAGUGAUAUGGGUUAGAAAGUAGAGCAGAAUAGAAGACAAACGCAUGCAAAAAACGUAACUAGAAUAUGAGUGAAUAUGAAUGGAAGAGCCAACAGGAAGAAGGGCGUACACAUGUACAAGCAACCGUUGACAAUCGCGGUUCAUGUGCGUAAACGUAUCCUUGUCAGCUCAGGUGAACUGAGUUCACAUCGAUUGAAUCUCGUAGGACCGGCGGUAGAUCAACACCCUAAUCUCCUGCUAACGGAUAUGUUCGGCUACAUGGGAAUGUUUCGUACAGAAUAGGUACUUCCUAUACGGUGUUUGUGUAUG